UGGGCCACUAAGGUGGAGCUGACCAUCUCCUGUGAGAACCUCCUGGACAUGGACGUCUUCUCCAAGUCCGAUCCUCUGUGCGCCUUGUACAUCAACACUUCAGGCUCCCACUGGUAUGAGGUCUUUGUGACUGAUGAACAGUUCAACAUUACUCCUGAACUUACUGGGCCUGAGUCUGGGAACUUAAGCUGAGGGUAUCAAUGGAUCUAUCAGAGAACUCCACGAAAUGUCCUUAAAACUGAGCCCAAACAUUAUCUGGAGUUUGCCUUUCACAUCUAAGGAAUGUAGCAGGAGAUCGUUGAGGUAACACACAUUCACAAUAAGAGGAAAAGGUCCAAAACAUUCAGGCGAGGAGUUACCCUGAGUAGAGCGUGAAGGAGAAGGGACAUGAUGUAUAAAUUCUGCACCAGAAAUUAUGUGUUUGUGUUUACAGCACAUUAGCACUGGUGUCAGACCAUACUGCCCCAAUCUCCCCAAACUGCCCCUUUUCAUCCCGAGAUAUUUAUAUUCUUUUUGUUUUUAUCAAUUAGAUGUCACUGAAACAUCCAUUCGCUUUGACAUUUUCAGGACAUAUUCCCUCUGUAUUCUCACAUAGACUCAUGCAGACAUUUUCCGGAUAUUUGACCAGGAGGCCGGUAGGAAAAGUUCUAGAAAAUGUCCAGAGCAACUGACUAUAACCUUUGCAUUCUCACAUACAGCCCCUCUGGAAAAUCAUGAUUGUAGCUGUAGCCAAAGCCCUCUGACCUGAGCUUACACUAGAUGUGUGUUGUUUCUUUGUGUAUCAGUUUGGACGCACAGAGAUGAUCCUGAACUGCCUCAAUCCAAAGUUUGCCAAGAAGUUUGUCAUCGACUACUAUUUCGAGAUGGUGCAGAAGCUGAAGUUUUGCGUGUAUGACAUUGACAACAGUACCUAUGACCUGAGUGAUGAUGAUUUUUUGGGGGAGCUUGAAUGCACCCUGGGUCAGAUUGUUUCCAGCAAGCAGCUGACUCGGUCUCUGUUGCUGACAGACAAGAGGCCUGCAGGUCGGGGGACCAUAACAAUCUGUGCUGAAGAAAUAACAGACACAAGAGUGGCCGAAUUUGAGGUGUCAGGCCGCAGGAUGGACAAAAAGUAUUUGUGGUGGUCUGACCCUUUCCUGGAGUUCUACAAGCAGACAGAGGCCGGCUGGCAGCUGGCUCACAGGACAGAGGUCGUGUACGACAACCUAAACCCAAUAUGGAGACCCUUCCGCAUCUCGAUGCGAUCGCUCUGUGGAGGAGAUGUGGAGAAGCCCAUUAAGGUGGUCUGUUACGACCAUCGCGUCAGUGGCUCCCAUGAUCUCAUCGGAAGCUUUCAAACCACACUGGCAGAGUUGCAAGUGGGAACACACAUUUCCCCAGCUGAAUUCGAGUGCAUAAACCCGAAAAAGUUAAAGAAGAAGAAGUAUAAAAACUCUGGGGUCAUUUGCGUCAAACGCUGCCAGUUGGUGAAGGACUACACCUUCCUGGAUUAUAUCAUGGGCGGUUGUCAGAUCAACUUCACUAUCGCCAUUGACUUCACAGGCUCUAACGGGGAUCCAAGCUCUCCCCGCUCCCUCCACUACGUCAACCCUGAUGGCUACAACGAAUACCUGGCAGCCAUCUGGGCAGUGGGUAAUGUCAUCCAGGACUAUGACAGUAACAAAAUGUUUCCUGUCUUUGGUUUUGGAGCCAAGAUCCCUCCCUCCUGGCAGGUUUCCCAUGAGUUUCCCAUCAAUUUUAAUCCAACAAAUCCAUUCUGUGCAGGCAUAGAGGGAGUGGUGCAGGUCUACCAGCAGUGUCUACCCCAGCUGAAGCUCUGGGGUCCCACCAACUUUUCUCCGGUGAUUGACCACGUCACCUGCUUCGCCAAACAAGCUCUCCGGCAGAAAACGGCCUCGCAAUACUUCGUGCUGCUCAUCAUCACAGACGGAGUGAUCACAGACAUGGAUCAGACAUGUGCUGCGAUAGUAGAGGCCUCUCGUCUGCCCAUGUCUAUCAUCAUAGUGGGCGUGGGCGAUGCUGACUUCAGCGCGAUGGAGUUCCUCGACAGCGACGACAAGCUGCUGCGUUCGCCGACCGGUGACACCGCUGCGAGAGACAUCGUCCAGUUUGUGCCCUUCAGGGAUUUCCAAGGAAACAGCGUGGCCCUCGCCCAGAGCGUCCUGGCUGAGCUGCCCGAUCAAGUGUCCUCCUUCUUCAAUUCUUACAAGCUGAAGCCCCCAAAUAUAUCCAGUGUUUCUGAGCCGUCUUAGGAAGGUGGGGUAAUUAUCCCAAAUACCUCAUAUAUACCACAUGCCUGCAUCUCGCCCACCCUCUUAACUAAGUUGCCUGUAUGAAUGGUGCAAAGCAUCACCAUGAUUAGUUAUUUUACAGCUUGUGCUGUCGCGUAUAGAGGAAGGAAAAGCUGGUCAAAUCAAACAUUGUAUAUAUUGUGUUUUGAAAUUUGUUUUGAAUUGUUGAAGAUGAAUUCCUGUGACGCCUUGUAAUGCAUGAAAUCACCAAGCAAUCAUAAUAAAAGUAAUCACACUUUGAACUAC
This is a messenger RNA of Platichthys flesus (European flounder), 2537 nucleotides long. RefSeq names its product copine-3-like. Gene Ontology annotation, molecular function: calcium-dependent phospholipid binding; receptor tyrosine kinase binding. The transcript is spliced from 15 exons. The record is from RefSeq and is a predicted model, not a curated record. Lineage: Eukaryota; Metazoa; Chordata; Actinopteri; Pleuronectiformes; Pleuronectidae. Gene Ontology annotation, cellular component: plasma membrane. Gene Ontology annotation, biological process: ERBB2 signaling pathway; cellular response to calcium ion. Bases 801 to 2252 code for a protein of 483 amino acids.